This is a messenger RNA of Owenia fusiformis, 1598 nucleotides long. NCBI's taxonomy places the organism in Eukaryota, Metazoa, Annelida, Polychaeta, Sabellida, Oweniidae. The record is from the annotation of a GenBank genome assembly.
UAAAGAUGGCGGACGAAGGUUUCACGUUACUUUUCCGUCACUAAAUCUGUCUGAAAGACCCUCAGAAGACAAUGGCAACGAACAGAAUCAAUGUAUAUCUGAGGAGAAAGAGCCUGUUGUCAUUUUGCUUGGUUGGGUUGGUUGUAAAGAUAAAUAUUUAGCGAAAUAUAGUGCCUUUUAUGAAAAGCGAGGGUCAAUCACUAUUCGCUACACUGCACCAACUGAAAAGGUUUUUUUUGGAAGCGGUAAAAUGCAACCCAUAGCUGAAAAACUAUUGGAGCUCUUGUAUGAUCUGAGCCUUGAUAAAAACCCGAUAUUCUUUCAUGUGUUUAGUAACGGUGGGGGAAUCUUAUAUCAGAGCAUGAUAGACAUUCUAUUGAAGGAGCACAAGAGUCUAAACAUUUGCGGAACAAUCUUCGAUAGUUGUCCUGCCCCAAAGAAAAUCAGCACAGCCUUUAAGGCAUUUAAAGGUUCUAUGAUUGGCAUGAACCCUGUCAUAAGCUGGUUAUUUGGAAUGAUUGUUUAUAGCUGGCUUGUUAUGACGGUACUACUACGUUUUGUGAUCAGUAAGACUGGACUAAAAAGUGAUGUAGAUGCUCAUAGCUUUCACGCUCGAUUCCGCAACUGUCAAUCAAGAUGGCCGUCGCUGUUCUUGUAUUCCACUGCUGAUGAUAUCACAGAGUCCAGUUAUGUUGACGAGGUUAUAGCACAUAGAAAAUCCCUACGAGUUCAGGUCUCCAGUAUCUGUUGGGAGGACUCUGGGCAUGUUUCACACAUGAGAACCCACCCAGAGGUUUAUGUGAAGCAGUGCUAUGAUUUUAUAGACAGAUGUCUGAAACAUUGAUUUAUUAUUAAGGAGUUGUAAAUGAAAUAUUUAGAAUGCAUAUAGUUUAAUAUUUUAAUAGAAAACAAGUACAGUUUUGAAAAUGAUUUUGCACUUUUUAUAUACAAUUGAAUUGCCUUUUGGCAACCACCCGCAAACAAAUCAGAAUAUCUGUAGAAUUUAUUGCAGUUUAUGAGAUUGUACAUCAAUACGGAUAUAUGUCAACAAUGUUACCUCAUAAUAUGCAAGAGCAAUGUAUUGGGUCUAGAUUAUACAGUUUAGUUCCUGAUGAAUAUAACUGUUUCAAUAUAUGCACAACCAGUAUUAUUAACAUUGAAAUAAUAUAGAUGGCAUGGUAGCCAUUGCAGUAUUCAUAUGUCAUUCCAAUGGAUUAUUUCUACAUUAGUUCUCAGUGUAGCCUUAGGCUGCAUUUUUGUACAUGCUUUUUGAUCGCGGGCAAGAUCUUAAUCCUAAAAGUUAGCUAGAUCGUGGUUAUACCACAAUAGUAUGUGCGAAAUACUGUUGUGUCAAACUAUUGAAUAAUAUACAAUGGUAUCAAUUUCACUUGCACCGCUGUCAAAAAUGCAUGUAAAUACAGCCUAAAUAAAUACCUUUUAAUUGGUAGAUUUUUGAGCUCUAGAUAUCACAUGGUUAUAUGUACAGAAUGUGUGAGAAACUUAACAAAGUGACCAAUAGUAUUAUAUGACACUAGUCACAGUUGUCUCCAUGACAAUUACGCACAAUAAAAUUAUUUUGUAUUAAUAAAUGUGACAAU